GCAGAGAGAGAGAGACAACUUUUCGAGCGUUCUCGUCGGGCAUGUGUGAGGGAACACACUCCGUGCUUUCACCUGCGGGGCUUCCAUAACUGGAUGCAUCUUGAAAAGACAGUUCUCAGAAAGAUUGUUUUCUGCUGACGGACAAAGCACCUGCCGCGAAGUUCUCUCUCCUUCACCGCCCCAUUUAGCCUUAGUGGGUCGUUGCCCUUCUUCACAGUGAAUUUGCGUCGUGUCAAAGCCAACGUUGCUAGAAGUUUGAGACUGCUUUUGUUGUCCACGGUGAACUUCGCGCCAUCCUUUGUUGGUGCCGGUGCGGUGGUGCCGGCUUUAAUUGGUGUUUUUCUGUUUUUCGGACUGGUUUGGUUCAAAUUUAAGGGCACCGUCACCGAGAGUAUGCCAACCGUUGGAGGUGUUGCCAAAGCUAACAACCAAAGAGGUAAAGGACAUGGCAACUCGUGUAGCGCGGGAAACGACGCAAUUGGUGCCUCCGCCGGUACCAUCACAUUCCUGACGGCUCCUCUCUUUGCGAAGGCGACGAAGAACACACAAAGCAGUGCACGAGAGCAAGAGGAGCAGUUUAGUGAUCUGCUCGUGUUAAUUCGCCAUGGGGAGCGCCAGGACCACGCGGAUCGCGCGUGGAAAGGGACGGCGCUGCUCCCGCUCUAUGAUCCACCGAUCUCCAACGCGGGCCGCAUGCAGAGCUUCGAGACCGCGCUCAAGUACUACGCACUGCGUCAGGAGAAGAAGAUAGAGCAGCGUAUUCGCGGAACCUUCACUAUGUUUCUCGUUUCGCCAUUUCACCGAUGCAUCGAGACCGCUGCCGUCAUGAACAUUAUCGCCUUUGAAGGAAAACUACCCAUGUACGUGGAUCCGCUGCUGUCGGAUUGGCAGCAGGCGAAAGUGUUCCGUACCGCACCCCUGCUGGGCGGGGUGUACGUGCGUCAUCCUGACGCGGACAUCGAGGACGCGCACGGCGACCGUCUUUUGUUUUGCCCGCAGCUGGAGGCUCUUCGAGCGACCCUUGUGCCGUUUCUGAAGACAAGAGCCGCCGAGGCGAGCGAUUUACUGGCGGAAUAUGGCAUAUCAGCGGAGGUGGCAGCGUCGUGGGUCGGUGUAGGGGAGCAGUGGCUGGACAGCCAUGCCACAAUCCCUGUGUGGACCUCCGCUGCGGUCACCACGAGCAUUGUUGAAAAAAUCGAAGCACAACGAACGUGCACCAUUCCCGACGCCGUUGGCGAGCGAACGACGUGCCGGAGAGGCGGGAAGGGCCCCCUGCCGCCCCCUUCUCGCGAUGCGGGAACUGGCAGUGCGUUCAAGGGCUGCGGCGUGCCGCAUCCCGAGGGCAAAGCCGAUCUGGUGCGACGAUGUGAGCAGGUGGUGGCCACGCACUACUUGCAAAGCUCCCCCGCAUCGUCGCAGUCGAUGGUGCCACGCUCCAUUCAACACGCUGCUGCGAACGAAAGAAAGACGCGUCUUCCUAAGUAUUUCCAAACGUGGGCAGAACGACCGGCAGAGGAACGCGAGGCCACCGGGGCUCUCGCGCUGCUGCCUCCCAUGCACGUCAUAGCAGUCACGCACGCCGACAUCGUUUCCACCUUACUGGAGGUGUGCUGCCCUAAAUACCACGACAAGGGUGCGGGGUACUCCGUGGCCUACUGCAGCAUUACCGCGCUUCAGCGCCACAACAACUUCUAUCGCAUUCCUCCCCUGGAAGAGCGGCAGCGUGCCGAGGCGAGCGCGAACGGACGUGGGACAAGCCAGCGAUGUAGCAAGGGCUAUCCAAAGAAGAAGAUGACCGCGACGCCAUCCAAGAGUCAGCUAACCGGCCUGGUAAAAACUCGUGUACCUCCACCUUUUUCAGCGGAGUGGACCGUUGAGUCGGUUGGGUCUACGGAUCUUCUGCGCACACGCAUUGUGAUCCAGUACAGCAAGUGA
Messenger RNA from Leptomonas pyrrhocoris, 1935 nucleotides. RefSeq lists its product as hypothetical. The record is from RefSeq and is a predicted model, not a curated record. The transcript has a single exon. The coding region runs from base 394 to 1935 and encodes 513 amino acids. Lineage: Eukaryota; Euglenozoa; Kinetoplastea; Trypanosomatida; Trypanosomatidae.